Messenger RNA from Blepharisma stoltei, 2631 nucleotides. The record is from the annotation of a GenBank genome assembly. Lineage: Eukaryota; Ciliophora; Heterotrichea; Heterotrichida; Blepharismidae.
AUGAGCUUUUCGUUAAGCGCACUAUCAGAGUCUAAUGAAGGAAUAAAAGAAGAUUUUCAGGCAGAAGGAGAUAAGCUUGAAAAAGAAAUAGAAAACUUAUUUUUAUCUGUCAGAGAUGAGUGUGAAAGAGAAAGAAUUAAGCCAAGUAUGAAAGAUGAUUUAUAUAAAGAGCCAAUACUUGAAAUUGAGCCUACUAAAACAAUCGAAAAAGUUAUCAUAAAGGCGAAAACAAAUAUUUUGAAUACUGAAAAACAAGAAAUAAAGCAGGGUGUUAUUUUUACUACAAGAGCGAUGGGUCCUUCAAAAUAUUUCAAAAAAGAUGAUCCAAGUCAAAAAGAAAAAGAAGAGUUUCAACCAGAAGGAGAUAAGAUUGAAAAAAAUAUAAAAGAUUCAUCAGUCAGAGAUGAGUGUGAAAGCGAAUGAAUUAAGCCAAGUAUUAAAGAGGAUGUUUAUAAAAAGUCUAUACUUGAAUUUGAGUCUAUUAAGCCUGUCGAUGAACUGAUGGUAAAAGCAAAAGCAAAUGUUGUAAAUACUGAAAAACAAGAAAUUAAGCAGGGUGUUGUUUUUACUACAAGAGCAAUGGGACCUUCAAAAUAUUUCAAAAAAGAUGACUCAAAUCAAAAUGCAAAAAUAAAAAAACUGACACCAGAGUCUAAUGAAGGAAUAAAAGAAGAAAUUCAGCCAGAAGUAGAUAAGUUGGAAAAAGAUAUAGAAAAUCUAUUUUCAUCUGCCAGAGGUGAGUGUAAAAAUGAAAGAUUUCAGCUAAGUAUUGAGGAAGAUGUCCAGAAAGAGUCUAUAGUUGAAAUUGAACCUAUUAAGCAGGUGGAUAAAAUAAUGGUAAAAGCAGAAACAAAUUUUGAAAGUUCGGAAAACCAAGAAAUAAAGAAAAACAUUGAUUUUUCUGGAAAAUAUACCAAAAAAGAUGUCGUAAAUAAAAAAGCAGAAAUAAAAAGCUUGAUAUCAGAGCCUGAUAAUAAAAUAGAAGAGGGAAUUCAACCAGAAGUUGAGAAACUCGAAAAAGAAAUAGAAAAUUUAUUUUUAGCUGCCAGAGAUGAGCACGAAAGAGAAAGAUCUCAGUCAAGCAUUGAAGAAGAUCUAGGCAUAAAGUCAAUAGAUAAAAUUAAGUCUCAUAAACCAGCUGAAAAAAUAACAGCAAAAGCAGAAUCAAAUAUUGUGAGUACUAGAAUGCAAGAGCUAAAAGAAGGGGUAAAUUUUACUCCAAGAACUAUGAAGCCUUUAAAAUACUUCGAAAAGAAUGACUCAAAUCAAAAAGCAAAUUUUAUAAAGCCAAUAUCAGAGUCUAAUGAAGAAAUAAUAAAAAAGCAUCAGCCAGAAGAUGAUAAGCUUGAAAAGGAAAUAGAAAAUUUAUUUUUAUCUGUCAGAGAUGAGUGCGAAAGAGAGAGAAUUAAGCCAAGUAUUGAAGAAGAAGCAUAUAAAGAGUCUAUCUUUGAAAUUGAACCUAUCAAGACAGUCGAAAAAAUAACGGUAAAACCACAAAAAAAUAUUGUGAAUACCGAAAUACAAGAAAUGAAGCAAGGCGCUAUUUUUACUACAAUUGCGAUGGGGCCUUCAAAAUAUUUCAAAAAAAAUGACCCAAAUCAAAAAGCAAAAAUAAAAAGGCUGAUGAAAAGAAAAUCAAGGCAGCUAAAAAUAAAGCUCAAAAACAACCAAAACCUUGUAAACGAAAUGGUUGAUGUUAUUAUAAACCUAAAGCUUGUUUCCAAGGAUUUAUUAGAGUGGUCUGACAACAUCCCAAAAUCAGCAAAAGGGGAAUCCUUAGCUGAAAAAAGAAAGUUAAAGCUGCAGCAGGUAAUUUUGAGAUAGAAACAAAGAGAACUCCAAGAAAAACUGGAAAGCUUGUCUGUUAACUUUACAAAUGCUAUGAUGGAAAAAGUUAAGGUCUUUUUGCAGUCUGAUAAUGAAAAUGAGAUUAAAGAAAUAAUUAGUCACGAUUGGGCGAAAGAUUAAGAUUAAGAUUAAGAUUAAAAUUAAGAUUAAGAUUUAGAUUAAGAAUAUGAUCAUAAGUGGAGCCCCACUAACCAGCCCUCCUUAAAUCUAAUAAAGGUAGCCCACGCUAGAUUCUUUUACGCCAGAGUGCAAAUGCUUUAAGGCCAAACCAAAAUGCAUCCUCUUGAAUUUUCUGGUGGGGCUCACUUAACCUAAAGAUUAAAUCUAUUAGGUUAUAGUUGCCUCUGCAGGGUACCCCAAUAGUCUCGAAGAUGAAGACUAUGUGGAGGCAUAGCAUGCAUAACCACCUUGCAGGGACUGGAAAACCUUCAGAGGAAAAACAAAACUUCACUCUUAGAAAAUCUUCCCCAAACCUGAAGGCCCUCUUCACAACUAAACAGACGCUUUGUUUCAGCUUCAUCAGGAUGAGUCCGACCUAUUCCAUAGGGAGUGCUUCGGGGACCAAUUUCCAUAACGUCACUGUUUUAUUUCUAUUGGGCGAAAAGGAAUUUAUGUAUAAGACUGUUUGGGGUCAAUAAAUACUGAUGGGCAGAAAAAAUAUUGAAAGAGUGCCCAAAGGAAGCCUAUGAAUUUGAAGUGUCAACAAAUUUUGACUACAAAUUAGCAAGCAAAAUUCUUAAAGAAUGUAAAAACUAUUUAGGGUGAAAUUCAGACGGCAUAUAA